UUAAUAAUUUAAUCGUUCAAAUACCGAAAAAUCAAAAUGAAUCGUUUGUCAAGUAGACACAAAAUAAGAUCGUUGCUUCUUGUCACUGCGGGAGGUUUUGGUUUUUAUGGGGCGAUGGAUUAUGUGAAAAACAAGGAAUCGUUUUAUCAACGUCUAAUACCUAUAAUUCAUGUCCUUGAACCGGAAACGGCUCAUAAAUUAGCCGUUUUCGCUGGAAAAUAUAGAUUAUAUCCAAAAAGUAGCUUUUCCGAUCCAGAUUCUUUGAAAGUGAAAUUAUUUGGUAAAGAUUUUCCAAACCCAAUUGGAAUAGCGGCUGGUUUUGAUAAACAUGGUGAAGCAAUUUUGGGUUUACAAGAUUUAGGGUUUGGAUUUGUCGAAAUUGGCUCUGUAACUUUAUUUCCUCAAGCUGGGAAUGAAAAACCUCGGGUUUUUAGACUAAAAAAAGAUGAGGCUGUUAUUAAUAGAUAUGGAUUUAAUAGUGAUGGUUCACAGGUUGUUUUUCAAAGACUUGAAUCUUUAAAAUCAAAUCAUAAACUUGAUUCGAUUUUGGGUAUUAAUUUAGGCAAAAAUAAAGAUUCUCAAAAUGCAAUACACGAUUAUGUUGAAGGAAUAGAAAAAUUUGGUCCAAUAGCUGAUUAUUUAGUUAUUAAUAUAAGCAGUCCAAAUACACCAGGUUUACGUGACAUGCAAAUUAAAUCAAAUUUAAUCGCAUUAUUAUCCGAGGUGGUUAAAGCAAGAAAUAAUUUACCAUUUAAAAAUAAACCAUCACUUUUAUUAAAAUUAGCCCCGGAUUUAACUAAAGAUGAACAAAUUGAUAUAGCUGAUGUGGUCAAAUUGGAAAAAUGUAAAGUUGAUGGGUUAAUAAUUUGUAAUACGACGAUUGAUCGACCGGAUUAUUUAAAAAGUGAGGAAAAAUCCGAAAUUGGCGGUUUAAGUGGAAAACCUUUGAAAGAUAUCUCAACACAAAUGAUUUCAAACAUGUUCAUAUUAACCGGAGGAAUGCCGAUUAUUGGUGUUGGAGGGAUUUCUUCAGGACAGGAUGCUUAUGAAAAAAUUAAGGCUGGCGCGAGAAUCGUUCAGAUUUAUACCGCUUUAGUUUACGAAGGGCCUAUAAUUGUUGAUAAAAUUAAAAGGGAAUUGAGUGCAUUAUUGGAAAAGGAUGGUUAUAAAUGUGUUGAUGAAGCUGUUGGAAAAGAAGUUCUAUAAGAAGUUUUUUCGAAAGUAUUAUUUAUUAUUCUUUUUCUUUAUUUUGUAUUAAAGUGCCUUUAUUAAAGUAUUUUCUAUUUUG
Onthophagus taurus is the source of this 1288-nucleotide messenger RNA. RefSeq names its product dihydroorotate dehydrogenase 2 (gene Dhod). Lineage: Eukaryota; Metazoa; Arthropoda; Insecta; Coleoptera; Scarabaeidae. Gene Ontology annotation, molecular function: dihydroorotate dehydrogenase activity. Gene Ontology annotation, biological process: pyrimidine ribonucleotide biosynthetic process; 'de novo' pyrimidine nucleobase biosynthetic process. The record is from RefSeq and is a predicted model, not a curated record. Gene Ontology annotation, cellular component: cytoplasm; mitochondrial inner membrane.